This is a messenger RNA of Punica granatum (pomegranate), 798 nucleotides long. Lineage: Eukaryota; Viridiplantae; Streptophyta; Magnoliopsida; Myrtales; Lythraceae. The record is from RefSeq and is a predicted model, not a curated record.
AAUAACAUUAUAUAUACAGUAACUAGAUAAUUAUAAGUAAUAAUAAUUUCAUCCUCUAAGAGAAAAGUAGCAAUGGAGGAGAAGACAGGGAGUAUAGGUAGAGUUAAUGAGCGGCCAACAGCUGGGAAAAUGAUUGAUCGAGGAACAGUCGAGAGGAACCAAAGAGAUCACAUGAGGGGUCUCUGCAACGAGCUCUUCUCCCUUCUUGCUCCUCGGCAUUUCACCACUUCCAAGGAAAUGCUAUCACUGCAAUCCCAGAUUGAUGAAGCCGCAUCCUACAUCAAGCAACUUAGAAGAAGAGUGGAAGAACUGAGGGUGAGGAAAGAACAAGCGGCAAUCACGACCAGCAUAGUCGCAGGCGACCAUAACAACGACAACGGUGAUUGUCAGAUGAUGGAACAGGAUUCAGAUGAGUUAAGGGUUCCGAUUCUUGAGUUGAAGGAAGUAUUCAUGGGUUCUGGUCUACAAGUUAACUUGAUAAGCAAAAGCAGCUCGAACAAAAGUGACAACAACAGAAGCAAUUUCUUCUCAGUAUCGUGCAAAUUGAUUGGUGUUCUUCAGGACGAAGGAGCUGAGGUUGUUGAUGUUAGCUUUGUCCAUAGAGGCUCCAAGGUUUUCUACUCCAUCCAUGCUCAGGAUGACUGGGCACAAUCAUAUGAUGGGCUGUGCCGAGAGACACAUGAUCCUUCCAGUGGAUUUGGGUAUUGGUCCGAUAUACUUUGGCUCCGGCCCGAUUGUUCGUCCAGCGAUGGUGUCUUGAAGUAUAUAUCAUUCGUCAUUGGGAAGUUUCCUUCAUGA